Molecule: messenger RNA, 2892 nt
Organism: Pungitius pungitius (ninespine stickleback)
Lineage: Eukaryota; Metazoa; Chordata; Actinopteri; Perciformes; Gasterosteidae
Gene: cog5
Product: component of oligomeric golgi complex 5
Exons: 22
Coding region: 16-2463 (815 amino acids)
Biological process (GO): intra-Golgi vesicle-mediated transport
Cellular component (GO): COG complex
Source: RefSeq, a predicted model, not a curated record
UGCGGAAGUCUCAACAUGGAGAACGUCGGAGAAGCUUCCACGAUUACGCUUUUAAAAGAGGGGUGCUACACUGAUUUCCUGGCGGAUAACUUCGAUGUGAAGACGUACACAGCUCAGGUUAUACACCAUGCUGUCAUCGCGGAGCAGUUGGCCAAGCUGGCUCAGGGCAUCAGUCAGCUGGACAAGGAACUGCACAGCCAGGUUGUGGCCAGACAUGAAGACUUACUGUCUCAAGCGACAGGAAUAGAGUCCCUCGAAGGGGUUCUCCAGAUGAUGCAGACAAGGAUUAGUGCUCUGCAGGCUGCUGUUGACAGGAUAAGGACGAAGAUUGUUGACCCAUACAACAAGAUUGUGGCAAGAAUCACCCAGCUGGCCAGACUGCAGAUGGCCUGUGACUUGCUCAGGAGGAUCAUUCGUAUUUUGUACCUGAGCAAGAGGCUCCAGGGUCAGCUCCAGGGGGGCAGCAGGGAGAUCACCAAGGCUGCUCAGAGCCUCAAUGAAUUGGACUAUCUGUCCCAGGGUGUGGAUCUGAGCGGCAUUGAAGUGAUUGAGAAUGACUUGCUGCUGAUCAGCAGAGCAAGGCUGGAGGUGGAGAACCAGGCAAAGAGACUUCUGGAGCAGGGCAUGGAGAUCCAGAAUCCAACCCAGGUGGGUAUGGCCCUGCAGGUCUUCUACAACCUGGGCAGUCUAAGUGCCACCAUUGGUUCUGUAGUGGGUGGCUACAGGAUGACAAUACACGACAACAUCACUCGUGCUUUGGACAUCAAGGGCCUGACACAGCCGACCAACACCAGAGGUGCACCGGGCAGAGCUGUGCUGCCCACACCAGGAAACACGGCAGCUUUUCGUGCUGCUCUUUGGACCAACCUGGAGAAAUUGAUGGACCAGAUAUGUGCUGCAUGCAGACAGGUGCAACAUUUGCAGAAGGUCCUGAUGAAAAAGAGGGACCCUGUGACUCAUGUGUGCUUCAUUGAUGAAAUCAUCAAGGAUGGAAAGCCUGAUAUCCUCUACACCUUCUGGAAUGAUGUAACCAAUACCCUUAGUGAGGAGUUGCACAGAGCAACUGAAGCAUCUUCCUUCCUAAAGCAGGCACUGGAAGGAGAGUAUCCCAAGCUGCUGCAACUCUACAACGAACUGUGGCGCCGCCUGCAGCAGUACAGCGCCAGCCUGCAGGGGGCGCUGACUAGCAGCGGAGGCAUAGACGCGUCCCUGGACAUCAGCGCCGCAGAGACAGAAAGCCAGGACCUGUUCACACAUGAACAACAGGACUACAACCCAGAGCAGGCUCUGAAGGACUCUCUACAGCCUUACGAGGCAGCCUACCUUUCCAAGUCCCUCUCUCGCCUGUUUGAUCCUAUCAACUUGGUGUUCCCCAUGGGGGGCCGCAACCCCCCCUCCAACGACGAGCUGGACAGCAUCAUCAAGACCAUCAGCAGUGAGCUGAAUGUGGCAUCAGUGGAUCCAAAACUCUCACUGGCUGUAUCCAAAAAUGCAGCCAAGACUGUCCAACUCUUCUGUGUCAAGUCGGAACAACUGCUGUGCACUCAGGGCGAGGCCAGUCAGGUGAUCGGCCCGUUGACAGAGGGCCAGAGGAGGAAUGUUACUGUGGUCAACUCCCUCUAUCGGCUGCAGCAGGCCAUUGCCAAGAUCAUCUCAGGAUCGGGCUCAUGUCCACCAGUGACUGCAGAGGCUUUCUCUUCUUCUUUGGAGGCCGUGCAAGUCUUGAUGGGCAGUGCAGUGCAGCCUCUCCUGCAGUCAGUGAGUGACUCCAUAGAGGCCAUCAUCAUCACGCUGCACCAGGAAGACUUUUCAGGGCCGCUGUCCUGCCCUGGUAAGCCAGAUGUUCCGUGCUCACUCUACAUGAAGGAGAUGCAGGGCUUCAUCUCUAGAGUGAUGGCCGACUACUUCAGACACUUCCACUGUGUGGACUUCAUCUAUGAGAGCACUGAGGCCCUCGCCCAGAGGGCCAUUGAGCUGUUCAUCCGCCACACCAGCCUGCUGCGCCCGCUGGGAGAGGGCGGCAAGAUGAGGCUGGCUGCUGACUUUGCCCAGAUGGAGUUGGCAGUGGCUCCACUGUGCAGAAGAGUAUCUGAUUUGGGGAAACCUUACAGGAUGCUGCGCUCUUUCAGGCCGCUGCUGUUUCAGAACAGCGAGCUGAUAGCCAGCAGUCCAGCUGUGGGUGACCUGAUCCCCUACAGCACCCUGCUGCAUUUCUUUUUUUGCAGAGCCCCAUCUGAGCUCAAGUCCCCUCACCAGCGGGCAGAGUGGUCCGUCGCCCGGUACUCCCAGUGGCUGGAUGAUCAUCCCUCUGAGAGAGACAGGCUCACUCUCAUCAGGGGGGCUCUGGAGGCCUAUGUGCAAUCAGUGAGGGCCCGCCAGGGGAAGGAGUUUGCUCCCAUCUAUCCCAUCAUGCUCCAGCUGUUACAAAGGGCCGCCAGCAACUCACAGGACAUCAGAGCCUGAGGAGGCCACAGGUGGUUCUCAGCAUGAAAUGCGUUUGGGGGGGUAGUGAUAAUGUGUAGUGAAUAAUGUAAUUGAAAUGCAUUGCCUGGUUUGUCUUCCUGAUUCUCACAUAGAUACAAUUAAAAGUGUAUUUUCCACAAUGUUUGAGCUAAAUAAUUUGAUUUAUUUUGUGUUCUCUAGACAUAGCUGUAAAUAACAGAUCAGCUCAUAGUUGUCAUUGAUGAGUCAUGAAAACAAACAGGAAAAUGUUUGCACCACAUUUAUUUGUACAGGACUUCAUUAGAAGCAAAAGUAUAGAUCUCACACAGACAGUUCAGAGCAUAUUCAAAUGGGCCAUUUCCAUUGGUUGGGAAGCGGCUCCUCAAUCAGGGGCUCCCAUGGUUUCCACUCUGACAUCUUUCUGGACAGAGCAAGCUCGCACUCGGCCUG